CCUCGCGGACGUGACGCCGCGGGCGGAAGUGACGUUUUCCCGCGGUUGGACGCGGCGCUCGGUUGCCGGGCGGGGGAGGGCUUGUCCGGUUUCUCUCAGGGGACGUUCAAAUUAUUUUUGUAACGGGAGUCGGGAGAGGACGGGGCGUGCCUCGAAGUGCGCGCGUCCUCCUUCCCCGGCUCUUCGCCACCACUCACUGGCUCCUGCCCUGGGGGGGAGUCAUGCCGCCCAAAACCCUCCGGAGAGCAGCAGCCGCAGCCGCCGCGGCCGCCGCCGCCGAACCCCCGGCGCCGCCGCCGCCCCCUCCUGAAGAGGACCCCGAGCAGGACAGCGGCCCCGAGGACUUGCCUUUGCCCAGGCUUGUAUUUGAAGAAACUGAAGAACCUGAUUUUAUUGCAUUAUGUCAGAAAUUAAAGAUACCAGAUCAUGUCAGAGAAAGAGCUUGGUUUACUUGGGAAAAAGUUUCAUCUGUGGAUGGAGUGUUGGAAGGUUAUAGUCAAAGGAGAAAGGAACUAUGGGGAAUCUGUAUCUUUAUUGCAGCAGUUGACCUAGAUGAGAUGCCAUUCACCUUUACUGAGCUGCAGAAAAACAUAGAAACCAGUGUCUACAAAUUCUUUGAUUUACUAAAAGAAGUUGAUACAAGUACCAAAGUUGAUAAUGCUGUGUCAAGACUGUUGAAUAAGUAUAAGGUAUUGUGUGCACUCUACAGCAAAUUGGAAAGGACAUGUGAACAUAUAUAUUUGACACAACCUGGCAGUUUGCUAUCUACUGAAAUAAACUCUCUGUUGGUGCUAAAAGCUUCUUGGAUCACAUUUUUACUAGCUAAAGGGGAAGUGUUACAAAUGGAAGAUGAUCUCGUCAUCUCAUUUCAGUUAAUGCUCUGUGUCCUUGAUUAUUUUAUUAAACUCUCACCUCCUGCGUUGCUUAAAGAACCAUAUAAAACAGCUGUAAUACCUUUUAAUGGUUCACCUCGAACACCAAGGCGAGGUCAGAACAGGAGUGCACGGAUAGCAAAACAACUAGAAAAUGAUACAAGAAUUAUUGAAGUUCUCUGUAAAGAACAUGAAUGUAAUAUAGAUGAGGUGAAAAAUGUUUAUUUCAAAAAUUUCAUACCUUUUAUGAAUUCUCUUGGAAUUGUAGCUUCUAAUGGACUUCCAGAGGUGGAAAGUCUCUCUAAACAAUAUGAAGAAAUUUACCUUAAAAACAAAGAUCUUGAUGCAAGAUUAUUUCUGGAUCAUGAUAAAACUCUUCAGGCUGAUCCUAUAGACAGUUUUGAAAUGCAGAGAACACCACGAAAAAGUAACUCUGAUGAAGAGGUGAAUACGAUGCUUCCGCAGACUCCAGUUAGGACCGUUAUGAAUACUAUUCAACAGUUAAUGAUGAUCUUAAAUUCAGCAAGUGAUCAACCAUCAGAAAAUCUGAUUUCCUAUUUUAAUAACUGCACAGUGAAUCCAAAGGAAAGUAUCCUGAAAAGAGUGAAGGAUAUUGGAUGCAUCUUUAAAGAGAAAUUUGCUAAAGCUGUGGGACAGGGAUGUAUGGAAAUUGGAUCACAGAGAUACAAACUUGGAGUCCGAUUAUAUUACCGAGUAAUGGAAUCUAUGCUUAAAUCAGAAGAAGAACGAUUAUCCAUUCAAAAUUUUAGUAAACUCCUGAAUGACAACAUCUUUCAUAUGUCUUUGUUGGCAUGCGCUCUUGAGGUUGUAAUGGCUACAUAUAGCAGAAGUACAUCUCAGAAUCUUGAUACUGGAACAGAUUUGUCCUUCCCAUGGAUUCUGAAUGUACUUAAUUUAAAAGCCUUUGAUUUUUACAAAGUGAUUGAAAGUUUUAUCAAAGCAGAAGCCAACUUGACCAGAGAAAUGAUAAAACAUUUAGAGCGAUGUGAACAUCGAAUCAUGGAAUCCCUUGCAUGGCUCUCUGAUUCACCUUUAUUUGAUCUUAUUAAACAAGCAAAGGACCGAGAAGGACCAGCUGAUCACCUUGAAUCUGCUUGUACUCUCAGCCUUCCUCUCCAGAGUAAUCACACUGCAGCAGAUAUGUAUCUUUCUCCAAUCAGAUCCCCAAAGAAAAAAGGAACUACACGUGUAAAUUCUACUGCAAACACAGAGGCACAAGCAACCUCAGCCUUCCAGACUCAGAAGCCAUUGAAAUCUACCUCCCUUUCACUUUUUUACAAAAAAGUGUACCGACUGGCCUAUCUUCGACUAAAUACCCUGUGUGCACGCCUUCUGUCUGACCACCCUGAACUGGAACACAUCAUCUGGACCCUUUUUCAGCACACACUGCAAAAUGAGUAUGAACUCAUGAGAGACAGGCAUUUGGAUCAGAUUAUGAUGUGUUCCAUGUAUGGCAUUUGCAAAGUGAAGAAUAUAGACCUUAAAUUCAAAAUCAUUGUAACAGCAUACAAGGAUCUUCCUCAUGCUGUUCAGGAGACAUUCAAACGAGUUUUGAUCAGAGAAGAGGAGUAUGAUUCCAUUAUAGUAUUCUAUAACUCAGUCUUCAUGCAGAGACUUAAAACAAAUAUUUUGCAGUAUGCUUCUACCAGGCCCCCGACUUUGUCACCAAUACCUCACAUUCCUCGAAGCCCUUACAAGUUUUCUAGUUCACCUUUACGAAUUCCUGGGGGAAACAUCUAUAUAUCACCCCUGAAGAAUCCAUAUAAAAUUUCAGAAGGUGUGCCAACACCAACAAAAAUGACUCCAAGAUCGAGAAUCUUAGUAUCAAUUGGUGAAUCAUUUGGGACUUCUGAGAAGUUCCAGAAAAUAAAUCAGAUGGUGUGUAACAGCGACCGUGUGCUCAAAAGAAGUGCUGAAGGAGGCAACCCUCCUAAACCGCUGAAAAAACUACGCUUUGAUAUUGAAGGAUCAGAUGAAGCAGACGGAAGUAAACAUCUCCCAGGGGAAUCCAAAUUUCAACAGAAACUGGCAGAAAUGACAUCUACCCGAACACGAAUGCAGAAGCAAAAAAUGAACGAUAGCAUGGAUACCUCAAACAGGGAAGAAAAAUGAGGAUCCCAUGACCUCACUGGGCACCGUAUACACCUGUGGCCUCAUUGUCUCUCACAGAGCAGACUGUGUGACUCUCCCAGGUUCUGUUUACGGCCACAUUGGAUAUGAUCUUCAGCUCUUUUUACGGAUAUUGGAUCUCGAGUGUGCAGAUGGGCUUGCCUGUGUGUGCAGGGGAUUCCUAAGCCACUUGCAACGUCGUAGUCAGUAGAAUAUACAUUGUUAUUGCACAAGAUUGAAAAUCUUGUGUAAAUACUGCCAUUUAGAAAGUUGUAGCAGAUGUUUUCAUUUCCAAAAUAUAAUUGCUGUGCUCUACAAACGGCGAGGAUGCCCUGGGAGGGGCAUCCCAGCAACCCAGGCCUAUUUGAGUACUUUGUCUUUUCUUGUGGCAUAUAUGUGAUGUUUGCUAUUAUUUUAUUAAUUUAUAUUUAUAUAUUUUUUAAUUUAACAUGAACGCCCUUAGAAUAUGUGUCCUGUCUUCCAAAUGCAAUUUGGCUGACUACUUCCCCCUCACCCAAGUGAUCCUGAACUCUUCUGCUAAAACAGAUAUUAGAAACUAGAAAAAAAAAUUACUAAUUUUUACACAUUAGAUUUUAGUUUACUAAUGGAAUUUGAUGUACUGUGUGCUUGUUUUAUAAAUUUUAGUUUUAAAAUACAAGCAGAAAGCAGAGUAUAAACAAAUGAUGUUGUCAUACUACUGAUACAGAUUUCAUACCUCAGGACUUGUAAGAAUUUAUUGAUCCUUUUCUCCAUCCAACUCCUGCUUUAAAGUGAGGGUUAUUAAUAGUACUCUUGGUUUUUAUAAACCAUUCAGAACCCCGAAUUCAGGAAGUACCCAUCUAGUACUUGGAAAAUAAAGUGUUCAGCUAGAGCUUUGCCAUAGAGGGCCCUAAGACAGGAUAUCCCAAGUGCACUUUCUAAUGUUUCUGGGUCCGAAGAAUCAAGACCUAAAAUAAUUUUACUCCACAGACUGUUAACUAUAGGAGCCUUAAUUUUUCUUUCUUAGAGGUUUGUUUAAUUGCAUCUCAGCAAUUAUUCUGCCCUCCUAAACUUGGGAAGGGGUGUGUUUUCUUGGGAAUUGUACAUGUCUUCCAUGUAUCUUUGAGCUGGCAAUUGUCUAUUUAUCUUUUUUUUUUUUUAAGUCAGUAUGGUCUAACACUGGCAUAUUCAAAGCCACAUCAUUUCUACUCCAAAAUUGCAAGUAAUCAAAGGUCUUUGGGUUAGGCAUUCAUGUUUCUAUCUGAUUUUGUGCAAAAGCUUCAACUUAAAACAGCUACAUUAGAAAAAGAGGCGCUCCCCCCCCCCACCAGCACCUAAAGGUGUAUUUAAACUAUCUUGUGUGAUUAACUUAUUUAGAGAUGGUAUAAUUUAAAUUAGGUGAUAUUUAAGGUAGCAUCAGCUAGCUUUUAGGAAAAAUCACUUUGUCUACCCAGAAUUCUUUUUAAAAAGAAUUCUGGUCUUAUUUGUUAGAAAAUGACAUUUUAUUUUGUGCUCGGUUAAGUUUCAAACUUGUUAUCUUGAUAACAAAGGCACUAGAAAGCUUUCUCCCAUUUCCUCAUUAGUUUCUGCAUGAACAUCAUACAAAUCAGUUAGCUUUUAGGUCAAGGGCUACCAUAUUUCUGGGUCUUUAGCUAAUAAAGGUUUACGUUAGAGUUACUGCCAGAGUUUUAGGAACUUCAGAGAUCAUAUAUUGAGAUUACUUACAUAAGGCUUCAGGUAUUGCUUUAUUGCUUUUUUGUAUUGGUUAAAACUGUACAUUUAAAAUUGCUUUGUUACUAUUUUCUACAAUUAAUAGUUUAUUUUAAAAUAAAUUAGUUGUUAAGAGUC
Molecule: messenger RNA, 4829 nt
Organism: Leopardus geoffroyi (Geoffroy's cat)
Lineage: Eukaryota; Metazoa; Chordata; Mammalia; Carnivora; Felidae
Gene: RB1
Product: RB transcriptional corepressor 1
Exons: 27
Coding region: 222-3005 (927 amino acids)
Biological process (GO): negative regulation of G1/S transition of mitotic cell cycle; cell morphogenesis involved in neuron differentiation; regulation of transcription by RNA polymerase II
Cellular component (GO): Rb-E2F complex; chromatin; nucleus
Molecular function (GO): RNA polymerase II transcription regulatory region sequence-specific DNA binding
Source: RefSeq, a predicted model, not a curated record